Molecule: messenger RNA, 1472 nt
Organism: Empidonax traillii (willow flycatcher)
Lineage: Eukaryota; Metazoa; Chordata; Aves; Passeriformes; Tyrannidae
Gene: OPRD1
Product: opioid receptor delta 1
Exons: 3
Coding region: 141-1292 (383 amino acids)
Biological process (GO): G protein-coupled opioid receptor signaling pathway; neuropeptide signaling pathway
Cellular component (GO): membrane; neuron projection
Molecular function (GO): G protein-coupled enkephalin receptor activity; neuropeptide binding
Source: RefSeq, a predicted model, not a curated record
GGCUCGGGGGACACGCGGGUUUAUAAAGCGUCCCCGGCCCCGCGCGGGUGCGGGAGUGGCGGCGGCGGCACCGGGCGGGAGCGGGGCUCGAACCGGGUGCUUCCCGGGAGCCCCGGCGGGGCUACGGCCACCCGCGGGCCAUGGAGCUGCCCACGGAUGUGCCCGUGGAUGUGGCCAUGGAGCUGAGCACGGUGCUGCCCUCGGUGCUGCCCUCCGUGCUGCCCCCCACCCCCUGGGGCAACGGCACCGCCUGGGACCCCCUGCCCGGGCACGGGGGCAACGAGACGGGCCCGCAGAGGGCCAAGAACGCCACGUCCAUCCUGAUCGCCAUCGUCAUCACCGCGCUCUACUCCGUGGUGUGCGUGGUGGGGCUGCUGGGCAACGUCCUGGUCAUGUACGGCAUCGUCAGGUACACCAAGAUGAAGACGGCCACCAACAUCUACAUCUUCAACCUGGCGCUGGCCGACGCAUUGGCCACCAGCACGCUGCCCUUCCAGAGCGCCAAGUACCUCAUGGAGACCUGGCCCUUCGGGGAGCUGCUCUGCAAGGUCGUGCUCUCCAUUGACUACUACAACAUGUUCACCAGCAUCUUCACCCUCACCAUGAUGAGCGUGGACCGCUACGUCGCCGUGUGCCACCCGGUCAAGGCCCUGGACUUCCGCACGCCGGCCAAGGCCAAGAUCAUCAACGUCUGCAUCUGGGUGCUCUCCUCCCUCAUCGGGGUGCCCAUCAUGAUCAUGGCGGUCACCAAGUCAAAAGACGGGAUGGUGCUGUGCACCCUGCAGUUCCCCGACCCUCCCAUCUACUGGGACACCGUCACCAAGAUCUGCGUCUUCAUCUUCGCCUUCCUGGUGCCCAUCCUGGUCAUCACCAUCUGCUACGGGCUGAUGAUCCUGCGCCUGAAGAGCGUCCGCCUCCUGUCGGGCUCCAAGGAGAAGGACCGGAACCUGCGGCGCAUCACGCGCAUGGUGCUGGUGGUGGUGGCCGCCUUCAUCAUCUGCUGGACCCCCAUCCACAUCUUCGUCAUCGUCUGGACGCUGGUGGACAUCGACAAGAAGAACCCCUACGUGGUGGCCAGCCUGCACUUCUGCAUCGCCCUGGGCUACACCAACAGCAGCCUCAACCCCGUCCUCUACGCCUUCCUGGACGAGAACUUCAAGCGGUGCUUCCGGGAGUUCUGCCUGCCCUUCCGAGCCCGCGUGGACCAGAACAGCUUCUCCCGCGCCCGGAACACCACGAGGGAGCAGGUGUCCACCUGCACCCCCUCGGAAGCCCCCAACAAGCCGGCAUGACUAGGCGUGGGCAGCCCCCAGCGGGGCUGCCGGGGACGCGGAGGGGACGACCUGCGCUCGGAGGUCACCCAGGUCACCACCACGGAGUUCUGAGCAGGGCGGUGGCACCGCCGGGGGACGCCCCGGGGGUUGUGCCCGCGGUGACUGCAGAGACUUUGGUUGCCCCAAAGAAGCGGGAUG